AUGCAAUUCAUAAUUCCGUACGACGGAGCCUUAUGGCCUCUGUUGAUGGCUCUCUUGUCCAUUUGGUUGAUGUCUACUGUUGUACUUUUCGUGUAUCGAAUUACGUUUCAUCCACUUGCACGAUUCCCAGGACCAAAGCUUCCUGCGAUGUCCUACGCGAAUGAAUUUUGGUUUGAUGUGGUUCGCGGAGGACGAUAUACUCACGAGAUUCUGCGUAUGCACGAGAAAUAUGGCCCUAUCGUUCGAAUCAACCCCAAUGAGCUGCAUUGCAACGACCCUACAUUUGUGGAUGUCGUUUAUGCCCUCGAUCACGAUCAUCAUCGGAGGCGCAACGCUGCGAUGAGCAAAUGCUUCUCACGAUCCCGCAUCCGUCAAAUUGAGCACUUAAUUCAUGUAAACGCGCAAAAGCUGUGCGAUAAGGUUCUGGCUCGUCAAAACUCCGCCCCAUUUGCCAUCGUGCAAGCGUACAGUUGUUUUACAGCUGACAUCAUAUCGCACUAUUGCUUUGGUGACAGUGAUUGCUACCUUGACCAAGACGACUGGGAGCCGAAUUUUAGAACGCUGGUUGAUAACUUUGAACGCAACCUUCAUAUCUUCCGGCACAUCCCUGGGCUUGCAACUUUAGUCGAAAGGAUUCCCUUAAUCUUGACCAAUUUAUUUUCGACAGAAAUGAAAACCAUUGCUAUCAAUUUCAAGGUGUCUAUUCCCCGAAGAGUUAGAAGAGCGAUGGAUCUAUCAUUUGUGUCUGUCGGCGAAGUUCCCACUAUAUUGUCCGCUCUGCUGAGCUCAAAUCUUCCGCCAUCUGAAAAAACUCUCAGACGUCUCACAGGAGAAGCAGUAUCCUUGAUGGGAGGUGGUACCGAAUCGACUUCGGCAACCCUAGUACUGCUUACGUUUCAUUUACUAUCAAACCCCAAUCAUCACAAGCGGCUUUACGACGAAAUAUCAGCCAUUACAACAAAUCCAUUACAACUCCCCGACUGGAAGGCCCUGGAGAAACUAAACUUCUUCAGUGCAGUCAUACUAGAGUGUCUGCGCCUUCUUCCAGGUGUCUCAGGGCGCUCUCCCCGGAUUGCAACGCACGAGGAUCUGAUUUACGAGGGAAAGUUGUUCUCGGGUGCAGAUUCUUUAGCUCCCAGUUUCAGUUACACCGUUCCUCGAGGGUUCCCUAUCAGUAUGUCGACAUACAUCUUGCAUACGAACGAGACGAUUUUUCCGAAUGCCAAAGAUUUUGUUCCAGACCGGUGGCUGGAUGAAAAUGGGAAUGUCAAUAGAGAGUUGGAGCGAUACCUUCUUAGUUUCUCAAAGGGCAGCCGACAAUGUAUCGGCAGGCAUUUGGCAUUGUGCGAGCUCUACGUUUGUGCCGCCGCAAUGAUUCUUCGCGUGUUUCCGUUCUUGAAAUUGUAUCAAACGAGCCGUGUUGAUGUCGAUUACGAUCAUGACGAACUGAUCGGUAAGCCAUCGCCACAAAGCAAUGGUGUGAGAGUACAGGUCCUUGACAAAUUUCGAGAGCCCGAUGUGAAAUCGUAA
Molecule: messenger RNA, 1530 nt
Organism: Clonostachys byssicola
Lineage: Eukaryota; Fungi; Ascomycota; Sordariomycetes; Hypocreales; Bionectriaceae
Source: the annotation of a GenBank genome assembly